AUGAUAGGGUGUCGACUCCGCAUCACAACUUUGCUCUUGCUGCUAGCGACCAUCAUCUGCAGCGUUCGCGUCGAGUAUGUGGAGGCCGAAGUGGUACCGGCGCGUAUGCUUCGCAAACAAGUGCAGCAGGAUGAUGCUGACUUGCAACCCAGCGCUACUACCACGUCCUUUGAAUCGAACGGCAAAGUCAGCAAUACCAAGCCCGUCGACGACACGAACGCUUCGGCUCACGCGACAACUGAACCAAGUCACAAGGGAAGCGACUCGGGUCCUGAGGCUGCCGGACCGGGUCACGAGGCUCCCGACUCGGGUCUUGAGGCUGCCGGAUCGGGUGACGAGGCAGCCAAACCAGCUCACGAGGCUCACGACUCGGGUCUUGAGGCUGCCGGAUCGGGUGACGAGGCAGCCAAACCAGCUCACGAAGCACCGACUUUUAUGAUGUUUAUGGGACCUGCGGUCGCCGGUGUCCUGGCCAUUGUACUUAUCGGCAGCGUCAUUGCCUUUAAGAAUCGUAAGAGUAAAUGA
Messenger RNA from Peronospora farinosa, 525 nucleotides. The record is from the annotation of a GenBank genome assembly. Lineage: Eukaryota; Oomycota; Peronosporomycetes; Peronosporales; Peronosporaceae.